Molecule: messenger RNA, 1818 nt
Organism: Lipotes vexillifer (Yangtze River dolphin)
Lineage: Eukaryota; Metazoa; Chordata; Mammalia; Artiodactyla; Lipotidae
Gene: SLC19A2
Product: solute carrier family 19 member 2
Exons: 7
Coding region: 1-1494 (497 amino acids)
Biological process (GO): thiamine transport; transmembrane transport
Cellular component (GO): plasma membrane
Molecular function (GO): thiamine transmembrane transporter activity
Source: RefSeq, a predicted model, not a curated record
AUGGAUGUGCCUGGCCCGGUGACACGGCGGGCGGCGGCGGCGGCGGCCACCAUGCUCCUGCGCACGGCUCGGGUGCCGCGCGAGUGCUGGUUCGUGCCCCCCGCGCUGCUCUGCGCCUACGGCUUCUUCGCCAGCCUCAGGCCGUCCGAGCCCUUCUUGACCCCGUACCUGCUGGGGCCCGACAAGAACCUGACGGAGAGGGAGGUCUUCAAUGAAAUAUAUCCAGUAUGGACUUACUCUCACCUGGUGCUGUUGUUUCCUCUGUUCCUUGCCACAGACUUCCUCCGUUAUAAACCUGUUGUUCUGCUGCAGGGACUCAGCCUUAUUGUUACGUGGUUCAUGCUGCUCUAUGCCCAGGGACUGCUGGCCAUUCAGUUCUUGGAAUUCUUCUAUGGCAUCGCCACCGCUACUGAAAUUGCCUAUUACUCCUAUAUCUACAGUGUGGUAGACCUGAGCAUGUACCAGAAAGUCACGAGUUACUGUCGAAGUGCCACCUUGGUGGGCUUCACAGUGGGCUCUGUCCUAGGGCAGAUCCUCGUCUCAGUGGCAGGCUGGUCCCUAUUCAGCCUGAAUGUCAUCUCUCUUACCUGUGUUUCUGUGGCUUUCGCAGUAGCCUGGUUUCUGCCUAUGCCACAGAAGAGUCUUUUCUUUCACCACGUUCCUCCCUCCUGCCAGGGAGAAAAUGGCAUCAAGGUACACAAUGGUGGCAUUGCUACUGAUACCUCAGCUUCUAAUCACCUUCCGCAGUGGGAAGACGUUGAAUCAAAAAUCCCUCUAAAUACAGAGGUGCCUCCCAUGGAGGGACAGGAAUCCAAGCCAGACCGUCUCCUUGUGCUGAAGGUCCUGUGGAAUGAUUUCCUGGUGUGCUACUCUUCUCGCCCUCUGCUCUGCUGGUCCGUGUGGUGGGCCCUCUCCACCUGCGGCUAUUUUCAAGUCGUGAACUAUGCACAGGGCCUGUGGGAGCAGGUGAUGCCUUCUCGUCAUGCUGCCAUCUAUAACGGUGGCGUGGAGGCUGUUUCAACCUUACUGGGUGCUGUUGCUGUGUUUGCAGUUGGUUACAUAAAAAUAUCCUGGUCCACUUGGGGAGAAUUGACAUUGUCUCUGUUUUCUCUCCUGAUUGCUGCUGCAGUGUACAUCAUGGACACCGUGGGUAACAUUUGGGUGUGCUACGCAUCCUACGUUGUCUUCAGAAUCAUCUACAUGUUACUCAUCACUGUAGCAACUUUUCAGAUUGCUGCAAACCUCAGCAUGGAGCGCUACGCCCUAGUGUUUGGUGUAAAUACCUUCAUCGCUCUGGCACUGCAGACUGUGCUCACUCUAAUUGUGGUAGAUGCCAGUGGCCUUGGCUUGGAAAUUACCACUCAGUUCUUCAUCUACGCUGGUUAUUUUGCACUCAUUGCUGUGGUUUUCCUGUCUAAUGGUGCAAUCAAUAUUUUGAAGAAAUACAGAAAGCCGGAAGAUCCAGAAUCAAGUUCUCAAGUGACCACUUCAUAACACAUUGCUAAUGAGCUUCUUAUCACAAGAACUCUGCACAGCAGCUGUGCCUGGAUGUAUUUAAUUUUUUAAAGUGUAGACACAUAUUUAUGAGUGUGCAUUUCAUGGCUUCAAAGCAGCCAACUGACUAUACCUUGUCCUCCUAGAGUAAUAGAAUACUGUUCAGAAGUGAAGUGUACUUCAUGGAUUAUUUACGAGAGCCAAUAUAAGGAUGACAUUUUUCUGAUUUGAAAGUGAGCUUGCUUUUGAAAACCAAGUAAUCAAGAGCAAUCAAGCAGCACAUGGUGAUGUGUAGUUGCUAGCAAGUGAGUCUGGUGUUUCAUA